AUGUCUUUAUUUCUUUUUGGAAUUCGCGACGGCGAUUCGAUCACUAUGGAUCCGGUUGAUCCUUUCUCCGGUGACCCAAUCUUUGACGAUGCCUUAGGGUUAUCGUCAUUUAGGAGGAAUGCUGAUCGUGACUGGAAUACACCCAGGAAAAAUGGUUUCAUUGUUCCUAAUUUUAAGUUUACCGAAAAAAAUGCCGACAUCGAUGUCCGCGGUUUAAAUAAUGGGACUGUUGUUCAUGUCGAGCCACCCCGUAACUCAAGAGAAAAUGUUAACGUGAAUGGUAAAGAUGAUAUGGAUGAUACUGCGACUGGAUACAUUCGCGAAAGUCGUUCCAUGCUUCUCGCCCAAUUGCCUGCCGAAUUUAACUCAGAAAAAACUCCAAUGAAAAUCUACGAAAAUGCCAUUCUUGAAGUACAGGAAGGAAUAUCCAUUGAUCCAAUUGCAAAUCCGCCCACAGUAAGAGUCUAUAACUAUAAUUCCAAUACUAGUAGUGUCAUUUGGCAAGAGUUUGUGAAUCCUCAAACAGUUACUUCACAAGUUCUUACUGGAUUUGUAAUGAGUAUGCAAGACAUUCUUUGA
Messenger RNA from Acaulospora morrowiae, 579 nucleotides. The record is from the annotation of a GenBank genome assembly. Lineage: Eukaryota; Fungi; Glomeromycota; Glomeromycetes; Diversisporales; Acaulosporaceae.